AUGAAUAAAGUGGAUGAUACAAUGGACUCUAUACGCGAACAAAUCGAUUUGGCGGAUGAAAUUUCAAAUGCUAUUUCUGCACCAAUGAUCGGAAUCGAUCUGGACGAUGAUGAACUGACGGCGGAAUUAGAAGAAUUAGAACAAGAAGUUCUUGAUAGUCAGUUGCUUGGAGCAGACACUCCACCUGUUACUGUCCCCAACGUGCCAACGACCGAGCCCACAACCAAAAGGAAAAUUAUUGAAGAUCAAGAUGAAGACGAAGAACUGGCAGAAUUACGUGCAACCAUGGCAUUGUAA
This is a messenger RNA of Funneliformis geosporum, 297 nucleotides long. The record is from the annotation of a GenBank genome assembly. Lineage: Eukaryota; Fungi; Glomeromycota; Glomeromycetes; Glomerales; Glomeraceae.